AUGAUUUAUUUGAAAACAUUAUUGAAUGUCAUAGACAACUCAGGAGCCCAAGUUGCUGAGUGUAUUAAAGUCUUACGUCAUGGACCUCGAAAUUUUGCUAAAGUUGGGGACGAAAUUACAGUAGUUGUGAAGCAAGCUAAACCACUUCUGUCUGAAAUAACUGGACAGUCCGCAAAUAACAGAGUUAAGAGAAGGGAUAUUUGCCGUGCAAUUGUGGUUAGGACAAAAGCUCCGUAUAGGAGACCCGAUGGAUCGACAGUAAGAUUUGACGAUAAUGCAUGUGUCUUAAUCAACAAGAAUGGUGAUCCACUUGGAACCAGAGUUUCGUCUCUUGUGGCCAAGGAGUUGAGAGAUUUGAAAUACAACAAGAUUGUGUCGUUGGCACCAAAAACUUUCUGA
Priceomyces carsonii is the source of this 399-nucleotide messenger RNA. Its product is annotated as mitochondrial 54S ribosomal protein uL14m. The transcript has a single exon. Lineage: Eukaryota; Fungi; Ascomycota; Pichiomycetes; Serinales; Debaryomycetaceae. Gene Ontology annotation, molecular function: large ribosomal subunit rRNA binding; structural constituent of ribosome. The coding region runs from base 1 to 399 and encodes 132 amino acids. Gene Ontology annotation, cellular component: mitochondrial large ribosomal subunit; ribosome. The record is from RefSeq and is a predicted model, not a curated record. Gene Ontology annotation, biological process: translation.